Messenger RNA from Kwoniella botswanensis, 1893 nucleotides. RefSeq lists its product as uncharacterized. NCBI's taxonomy places the organism in Eukaryota, Fungi, Basidiomycota, Tremellomycetes, Tremellales, Cryptococcaceae. The transcript is spliced from 4 exons. The record is from RefSeq and is a predicted model, not a curated record. The coding region runs from base 1 to 1893 and encodes 630 amino acids.
AUGUCACCCUACGCUCGCUCUGAAGAAACACCCUCAAACAUCUCUUCGACCCCUCAAUCCACCCAUCUGGCCACGUUCUCACCUCAAUCUCCUCUACUUGAGACGCCUCAUUUAGACCAUCCGUUAGGUCACUCUCGACUCACUCAGGGAGAUGGGGAACAGAGAGAAGAUAUAGAAGAACUACUAGAUAUCGAUCAUUCGACUUCGUACCACAACGAAAAUGCAGGAGAGUUAUAUGAUACCACAUCGUUAACUUCGAACGAUAUUCAUCAAGAUCCAAUCUUAUCUGACUUGGCUGCCAAACAAAAUGAGAGCCUGUCACCGUUCAAAGCUAUACCUGCUCCCACUUCCACUACCCGAGCGGGUCUAGGACCAAGGAUGACUAAAUCUGCUGCGUCUAGAGCAGGGUUGAAUUGGGAUGAGAUCAAGCCCAGACGGACGAUUGAAGAGAAUAUUGAAGGAGAAGAAGGAGGCAGUAUUAGUGGGACUCCAGGUUAUAAGAGGGUUGGGUUGGGUAUUACCGUUCCAUCCCUGGCUCAACCUAGUAUAACACCCCGUCCGACCAAGGCAUCUCAACUCCGUCUCAGAUCCGAUAAUACUACCACCCCAUCUUCCCCUUCUUUCAACUCACCAUCGAAGAUCUCAAGAGGACACCACAGAACGCUAUCUGUCCCCGUCUCUAUUGGAGCUACAGUGGCCAGUCUGAACGGUCCGACAAUCUUACCUAGACAAAACCGUACAUCUGCCCUGAGAGCAGCUGGCGAAAAAGGUAAUGCCGGAUAUAGGGACUACGAAAAGGUCCAACAGGAAAAGGCCGCUCAGAAAGUCAAAGAGCAAAUUGCACUCGAGAACAAGGAAAGGGCGAAAAGAGAGAGAGAAGAGAGAAGAAAGAGUUUGGCAAUAGGUUUAACAAGUUUGAAUGAACCUUCUGUUCAAGUCAGACAGAAUAAAACUUCCAACUUGAGAGCGAUGGGUGAGAAAGGUACAGAGGGAUAUAGGGAAUAUGAAAGUGUACAAUUGGAUAAAUUAGCUCAAAAGGAAAAAGAACUUCAAGCGAUAGAGAACAGAGAGAAAGCCAAACAAGAGAGAAUAGAAAGAAGAAAGACACCGGCACUUGGCGGGGGUUUAGCAUCAUUGAACGAACCUGAUCUUGUUGUUAGACAAAAUAAGACUUCUGCGAUGAGAGCCAAUGGAGAGAAAGGUAAUGAAGGAUAUAGGGAUUAUGAGAAGAUACAAGAGGAAAGAAAGUCAAAAGAGGAGAUGGAGAGAUUGGCAAUUGAGAAUAAACAACGAGCGAAGAUGGAAAGAGAAGAAAGGAGGAAAACUUUGGGUGUGAUGCCUCAUAGCUUGAGUAAACCUGUUAUCACUCCCAGACCUAACAAGACAUCUCUUCUCCGAACGAACAGCUCCAAAUCCAUCUCUUCGCUUCACUCGGUCCGAUCGUCUCUACCUACAUCCGCCCCUCGUUCUCAUUCUCGUCCGGCUACUAGCCAUUCACUCACUAGGACCAUCUCAGCUUUGAAAGUCAGUUCGGCAGAUAACCUAUCAUCGAGCGAGGUACAGCCUAAGCCAAAGCCAAAGUCACUUGGAAGCGGAGGUGGAUUGAAAAGUUUGGGUAAACCAAGUAUUACACCCCGAUUAAAUCGAACGGCAUUACUUCGUACCCCCCAAUCCAACUUAUCUUCAUCUCGCAAACCUACAUUACCCACUUCGUCAUCUACACCUAGCAUACAUAGAAAGAUAAAUUCGAUAUCUGCCAGUACGCCUAAACCAUCGAUUGACUUGAUGGUAGGUGUAAGUCCAAGACCCACAAAAGCAAGUUUAUUACGAGCCAAUGUGGGUAUGAAUAAUAAAAUAUCCCCUCCUACACCUGCUACUGCUACUUCGUCGUAA